AUGACUGACAUUGUCAUGGAUGGGUUACCUCCAGAUGGUGCCGAAGAACUUUCAGCUGCGCGACAAAUUUUAAAUUACAUAAUGGCGCCAAACAACGCCAACAUUGCUUUUCCCUUUAUGGACCGUAUAGAUGGCCAGGCUCUUGGACUUUAUAAGUACAACGAAAUUGUCCGGUUUCCCAUGUGGCUAAGGAAAAUCUCUGAGAAAUUGGACCAGAAGAAGUACCCUGGAAUCAAGGAAUUUGUUUGUGACUUCCGUCUUAUUCUUGUUAACUGUUUCCGUUACAAUGGUGUUGUUUCCCGUAUGGGUCGAAUAGCUGAAAAAUUGGAGCUCCUGUUUGAGCAGAAAUUGCAACUUUUGUCACCUGAUAUCCGCGCCAAGACAACCCUCCAGGCCAGCCUUGGGUGCGGAAACACCCAACAGGAAAUGAGCAACAGCGGGCUGAUCCGUCGUCGCUCAAGCACCCGCCUUUUCGGCUCUUCCACGGAAUCUCAGACCUCACAUCCAAUCCGAGCUCUCAUGGAGGAACUAGAGCACACCACCCAACAGGAUGCCAUCACCCCAGCCUCCUUCCUUUACGAGGGUCUUCCACCUGGCUCGCCCUCAAUUCCCAUCACAAACGAGAACAGCCACGCCUUGCUCGUCGCCCGUCUUACCCACUGGCAGCGGAAGCAGCAUGAGGAGGAGUUGAUUGCCGGCUGGAACGACUGGUGGACGUCCUGUACCCGUGGUCGUGCCCUUCAAGCGGAGUUGCGCAAAUCCCCAGAGUUCCUGGAGGCCUAUCAGCUGCUCUGGUUGGUUGAUCCCUUUCUCGGUCUGAGCGACGCACUGGGUGUUGCAACCAGCCUCUACCACGACGGAGCCUUUGGCGAUGCUAGUACCGACGCACUGCCGCACGCCUUUGUCCUGCCCCUCUCCACCUCCUCCUCGUCGUCUCGUCAGCUUUCUCUGACGGAGCUCGAGCUUGGUCUAUCCGUAGCACCACAGGCCUCUCUCACCCUCGCGACCUGCGUCUCCGGCUUGCUCAACACGGCGAAGGAGCGGGAGGCGGUGGCCGCAGCGGUGGCAGCCCUCUCCGAACAGCAGCCGCAGCAGCAGCAGCAGCACCAGACAGUGGAGGAAUUGGGUCUGCAAAAUGGCGGGGAGGACAGCGGUGAGACGACGAGGCUCGCUAGUCGACGUCUGCAGUCGUCACACGUGACCACCGUGAAGAACUUUUCCACGCCGCCGUACGAUGUGUGGGAGCGACGAUUGGCCGCCCGGCUGGCCCAGUGGUACGAGGAGAUGCCGCUGGAAAAGCGUUUGGAGGAGCCUUUUAGGUUGGAGCGACGGUCAGGUAUUUCACAAUCGUUCUUCAAUGUCUGCGGCAACUACCGGAGCCCCUUAGAGAAGCAGCGGUUCCAUGAAUUGUCUGUGUGCCAGCAGGUCCACAUCCUGAGAGCGCUAGUAUCCACGGUUCUGCUCUCUAAUGGUUAUUUUGGAUUCUCGGAGAACCUGCGCUACUCGCUGGACAAGUCGGGUGAUUGGUCUGUCACCCGACCCACAGAGGUCGGUACGGACCCGUUUCGUGGUCUAACCUACUUCUACUUCCCCGAAAUGCUACGUGGGGAGAUGCCGCGCAUCAUGCAGUACCGUUAUCCGCCGCAUCCUGACGCGUCGUACUCGUCACCGCCUGUGGUUCGUGAAAGCCAGGCGACAAGUCGCGUCCGUGUCAUCAACCUCCCCGGUCCCACUGUCCGUCUGCCCCAUUGGGUCGACUCGAAAACGAGCCAGUCCAUUCAAGCACAUCUAGUCAGCCUGAUUGAACGCGAGGUGGGUGAUCUGUCCGCGAGAGCUGGUGACCGGGAGGACAGUAAAUUGGCGAAGAGGUAUCUGAGCAAAGCGCAGAACCUAGCCAGCAUCCUGGAAUCAUUUCUCUCCGCUUCACAAGCCCCGUCGAAAUCGAAGUCAAAGAAGCGAAAAUCGCAGACAGCGGGAUCGACUGAUGCGCUUGCCUUUUCCGAUGACAUCAAGGUCGCUGAUUUUGCAUUUAUCAACAAAAUCAGCUGUGGCCCGGUGCCCCUGUCAGUCACUUACGCUAGGCAAGCCGGGAACAAUUCAAGGUCCUCAUUAAGGCCAACAGAUAGCUGUACCUCGUUGGCGGAGUCUGUGCGCACCAACGAUUUGGAAACAGGCGAAACAAAUUCGGGGUCUGAGACUCCCAAUCACGCAAAAUUCUAUCAGGAUGAAUCAAACACCUCCCCACCCAUCAGACCUAUUGAAUCAGAAGCCUACGACUGUUUGCCCCAAUCAGAGGAUGAGAACUCGCGUGCGGAGAAGGCAGAUAGCGACAAACUUGGCGUGGAUGGGUUCGGACAAGGUGUAGACGAAUGGCAGGCGGAUGCACCGCGUGACACCAAUGCCGCCAGCAGUGGCUGCACCACUCCGUGUCGCAACUCCGACGUGGAGGACGAACGCGAGGCGGCGACGAAGAACACGGAGGCCGUCGUUACCUCCUCCGAUGAUGUGCGGAAGGAGGCGGAGGACGAGUUUCCCAAGUGUAACGGCUUUGCCACUUGUGAGGCGUCUCCGAAAGCGGAGGCGAAGGAGGAGGAGGAGGGGGAAGGGGACAACGUUGACGUCUCUAGAGGCGAACAGCCUGUCAAGAAGACCGACGACGUCGCCGAAUUCAUUCCCGAUGCCUCCUGCGCCUUCGAUACCGUAGUCUUUGAUCUGGAGUCUUUCUGCGCCCUCCUGAGUGAUACAUCGUCGCGUGUCGACAAGGGACGGCGACUCCUUCAAGACUUGGUCAGUGCCUCGCAGGAAGAAGACAGCUGCUUGUCAAUGCGGCCGGUUGUUGAGAGGAUUGCCCAGGAAUUGGGUGACGGUGUUGUCGAGCGAAUCAAGGCCGAUCCCUCGCUUGCAGAUGCGCUGGAGGACAGGGUAGAGGCGAAGCCAGAGGAGCCCGCUGCAACCGCUGUCCCCAUCCGCCCGACGAAAAAACGGCGCAGGGCCCCUCUAAUGUGUCCGAGGUCGAAGAAAUCCAAGAAGUCGUGUGCCCAACAGGAGGCCAAGACGGAGCCCGAGGACUCAACACCGAUGCGGAUCCUGCGUUUGCACGAGGAUGCUGUGGAGACGCUGGAGAGGCUGGCAGAUGGUCUUCGGGACCUGGAGGCCGUGGCCAGAGCAGCGGAGCCCGAACGGGUUGCUGCGCACCGGCUGGCCGGUCUGCGACUUCGAAAGGACAUCGAAGCUUGGGAGGAGGCGAAGAAGCCAAAGCCGAAACCCACACCGACUCGAAAGAUCAAGGCUCCGUCGUCACCACCGCCGCCGCCGCCGCCCGAACCAUCAGCUGUGGAGGCGCCAGCGGCAGUGGAAGGGUCACCGCCUCCGCCCAAACUGCCGCUUCCGCCCUACCAGCCGCGCACAAGCCCCCCACCCCCUCGACCGCCGGUCUUCAUUCGCCACCCCCAUGCGGCGGUGGUUCCCCGGCCCCUGGCGCCGCCCCACCCGGCCUCCCCCGCGAACCCGUCGCCUCGCCGGAUUUUCCGCUUCUACGACACCCUCUUCACGGAGGACGCGCGACCGGUGCGGCUGGAGGCGAACGGCGCCGUCGUCUUCAUUCCCCCCGAGACCAUUCCGCUGGGGCACCGUCAGAUGGCCAAGCAGAUGAUCGAGCGCUUCUGCGCCACCGUCGCCUCGUCCGCUGUGCGUCCGACCCCGCCGUGA
Mesocestoides corti is the source of this 3708-nucleotide messenger RNA. NCBI's taxonomy places the organism in Eukaryota, Metazoa, Platyhelminthes, Cestoda, Cyclophyllidea, Mesocestoididae. The record is from the annotation of a GenBank genome assembly.